Molecule: messenger RNA, 3617 nt
Organism: Exaiptasia diaphana
Lineage: Eukaryota; Metazoa; Cnidaria; Anthozoa; Actiniaria; Aiptasiidae
Product: advillin
Exons: 22
Coding region: 88-2571 (827 amino acids)
Biological process (GO): cytoskeleton organization
Molecular function (GO): actin filament binding
Source: RefSeq, a predicted model, not a curated record
UUUGCCGCUUGAUUUGGCGUCUGUGGCUGUCAUCGUCCAAACCUUUUCGAUCUUUGUUGAAGUUCUCUAAAAAGUUCCAAAAGCAAAAUGGAUGCACUGGGUGAAGAUACACUUAAAGAGGCCAGACAGGAAUAUGAAGCAAUGCAAGGUCGAAAAUCAGGUUUYGCUGUAUGGAGAGUUAAGCAAUUGACUCUGGAAAAAGUGAAAGAAGACGAUGUUGGAAUAUUUUACAAAGGAGACUGUUACGUAAUACUUUCAGUGAAUAAAGGUACGAACUAUAUUUACUUCUGGAUCGGACAAGACUCUUCUCAGGAUGAGCAAGCUUUUGCUGCUAUGGCAACCGUUGACAUGGAUGAUGAAGUUUGUGGAGGAUCCGCAAUUCAAGUUCGCGAGGUAACUGGCUCUGAGACGCCACGUUUCAAGGAGGUGUUCAAGGAUAACAUAAUAAUCAAAGAUGGAGGACACAARACUGCAAUGAGAAAAAUCAGCGUAUCAAACGAGCCAGCCCAUUUGUACAAAGUGAAAGGCAAAUUAAGGCCAGUGGUUUCCGAGGUAAGUAGCCGGACCUCCUCACUCAAUCCCGACGACUGCUACAUUCUGGAUGUAGCCAGAAAACACAAAUGUGUUUUUGUUCUCCGUGGAGGAAAAUCCAACAAGGAAGAAGCUACGAAGGCAAUAAAGAUGGCCCGUAAGUUUCAGUCUCGAGUAGUUGUCCUAGACGAGAAUGAGAUCAGCUCAUGCGGUGAAGAAGAAAACAAGRUACUUCACGAUUCGUUGGGWGUGAGUCGAACAAGACCAAUCAAGUUUGAAGGCAUGGAUAAAGUCACAGAUGAACAACAAGAUUCAGAAGUUGAUAAAACGACGGAGUUGUGUCGGGUCCACGACAGAAGYAUCGAAAAUGUGCCAGUCAAGCAAUCAUCCCUCGAUAGUGGAGACUGUUUUGUUCUUAAAACAGCAAAAAACGUCUACGUAUGGAAAGGAAGRAAAUCAAGYAAAGAGGAGAAAAGGGGAGCCCUCGCAAAAGCUCAGGAGCUUAUUAGACAGAAGGGAAUGGCACCAACAACUCAGAUUACUAUUGUCCCGGAAAACAUUGAACCAGUGGACUUUAAAGGAUGUUUUGUGGACUGGAGAGAGAAGGAAGAAGUUACCAAAUACGACUWUUCUAAACCGAUUGGGGGCAAUGUUGCCAAGUCUGUCCACACCGUAAUUGACUUCAGAACCUUAUACAAUAAACCAGCGAAAGAGAGAAAAGAUCCCUUGAGCGAAGACGAUCUAGACCACGGCGAAGGCAGGAAGACCAUCUAUCGUAUCAUACCUGAAGGAAAAGGUGCUGAAGACGAGAGRAUCUUGGAGAAUAAUGACGGCUUUGUUUUUAAUUCUGGUGAAAGCUAYGUGAUUGUGUAUCAGUACAGGAGCAAACAAGCUAGAAGCAAAGAAAGGGCAAUCAUCUAUUUCUGGAUUGGUAAUGACUCAGAGCAAAAAGAGCAUGGCGCCGCUGCUCUUGUCGCCAGUGACAUUGACUCCAACCAAUUUCACGAUGAUGCUAUCCAGAUACGCGUCACAGAAGCAAAGGAACCUCUUCACUUUAUGAAAAUAUUUGGUGGAUUCAUCAUGAUCAAACAGCCACACUUUGACGAUCAAGGAGCUCGCAUGUACCACAUCAGAGGCAAAGCAGGGAACAUCAAAGUAGUGGAGGUUUCUCCUAUUGCUUCUAAUUUGAACUCAAAUGACUGCUUCGUACUGAGAGUCUCAAGGAAAAAAGUCUACAUUUGGCUAGGAAGAGGAAGCUUGGGCGACGAGCAAAGAAUCGCACAUGAGGCGGCCGUGUCGAUGUUUGGCACUUCCUGCGAAUUUAUGAAAUUGGUCGAAGGCAAAACUGAGCCACAGAACUUUUGGGAUGCUCUUGGUGGAAAGACGGASUAUCACAACAUUUUGGAAACUGUGAAUCCUAGUGAGGUUUGUGGUGAGCGAGAGCCAAGACUUUUCCGUCUUUUCAACAUCAGAGGAAGCAUGGAAGUCGAGGAAGUUUUUGACUUUAGCCAGGACGAUUUGCUUAGUGAUGACGUUUUCUACCUSGAUGUGUUUACAACUAUYUAYGUGUGGUUUGGAAAAGACAGCACGAAAGAAGAGAGGGUCGGGGCCAACAGGUUUUUAAAAGAUUUCAUUGACAGUGAUCCUUCUGGUCGUACCGCAAGAGAUGUUUCGGUAAUCAUGGUUGCCCAAGGAAAAGAGAACAUCGCACCCGGYUUCACUGCCUAUUUUGGAGUGUGGGAAACCCAUCGUGAAGAAAAAGURACCUAUGAACAAAUGAAGAAGUUGGCAGUGUAUGAAACCUCUGGGAGGUCAGCGGCUGAGCAUUUGAUCCUUCUUCAAAAGGAAGAAAAUGCCAGAUACAGUUACGAUGAAUUACAAAACAAUGAGGAUUUGCCUGACCAUCUUGACCUCACUAAGAAAGAGCUGUACCUUCACGAAGACGAAUUCCAAUCUUUGUUCGGCAUGACACUCGUUGAUUUCUACAAAAAGCCCGAAUGGAAACAGAUGGAGCUAAAGAAACGAGUCAAUCUCUUUUAGAUAGGUCGACCAAAAACUGUCAAGACAGCUUUCUCAGUAUUAGACAAUUAAUUUAAAUUUCUUAACAUAGACUUAAAUAAUUCUCAACUCACCUGAACCACGGCCGUAGGGUGGGCCUCGCUACCCCCACUAGCUAUGUACUUGGGGGACGACAGGACAUUAAUUUUGUUUUAUUGAAAUUCCCUGCAUAGAAAAAUUGUUUUCUGUAUCAUGCAAGGUUUCUUUGGCUCAAGACAUCCAAAAUGAGACGGUUGGAGAGCCUUCUUUUAUUUUUAGAGAUAACAGUUCUCCAUAGGAAACCUUUAACUUAAUUAAACAUGCCCAAUAUGCAAUGUAUCGCUAUAGUCAGACACACAAGAGAUAAAAAAGGAAGAAAGGGAAAGGAUGAAAAAAAGGAAAAUACUGGAAUCGAUCAGUUCACGCUACAAACAAAAGAAUCUCAGGUAAUCUAAGUUUUUUUAACCGAAAUAGGAGAUAUUUCUUUAUAACUUUAUGAUCAUAAAGUAAUGCUGCCUUCCCUAAAAUUCUUCAUUUAAAUCAAGCAUCAAGCAUGGAAUUCAGAUUUCAAAGGAACAUUUUUAGUUUAUGUCGCCUUUUCUUUACAUUGAUAAAAUUCUAAGCUCACGAACACUAAUUUGAUCAACUAAUCAUAGAAAGAAGUUUAAUAUCAAAGUGUUUUCUGCUGAAAAUUCAACUCAUAAAAGAAGUUAUACAGAAAUAUUCUGUUUAUGUUGCUAUAUUUUUUUAUUUGCUAAGUUUACUUUGAUUGCACGUGAUGGAUUAUAGAAGGCACGAACUGAUAUAUGGGAAAGAACUGUGAAAAGAUAGGAAUGGAAACGAACGGAGGAAAUAAAGAAAAAGUGCGAGGCCAGDUAACGAGGAAGAGCAAAAAAAAAUUAUAUAAACGUACGUAAUCUAUCCACUAUUCAAUUUUCAUAACUUAGCUCAUUCACUCGAUUAGAAACUAAUUGAAGCACAACUUUUUAUAAGUGUUUUUUGUUGUUUUAGUAGAAUUUAUAUUAAUAAAAGUAAAUCAUAAAAUAAAA